AUACCGACUCCUCAAUGCAAAAAAAAAAAUAAAAGGGUGCCAAGAAGCUGGGACGAGGGAACGUGGGUGUAAAUAGACAGUGAACGCUCUUGGUCUCUCUCUCUCUCUUCUCUCUCUCCCCCUCCCACGUCUCUUUCUCUCUUUCUCCUUGUCUCUCUUUUAUGAAAUCAAUGAACGAGUUAUUGGGUAGGACAUAAAUAUAAGGAAUCAAAGCCUCCACCGGGACCAACGGCAUUGCGCUCUUUUGAUAUGCGUCUUCGCCAAAUGCUACAUGUGUUUUCACAUCAGUGUAAAUAUUGGCUUUGAUAGGACGAGAGCGGAAUCAGCUCUGGCACGGCUUGGUCUCGGAACCAAAUUUUGACCAAGACUUCCACCAGCUUUUUUCAACGUAAAACGAUUCUCCACCGUCACCAUCUGCUGCUGUUGUACCCAUCCCAACUCACUGGCCGGUCCGAAGAUGGCAACUUUAACCAACGGGCAGGUGGACGGCACGGUGCACGGUGUCGGUGUGGUCUCCGCCAGCACGAACGGGCUCGUGAACGGAUUAAACCACAGCCACAGCCCGGUGGGCUGCCCGGCCACCAUCCCCAUGAAGGACCACGAUGCCAUCAAACUCUUCAUCGGUCAGAUCCCCCGCAACCUGGACGAGAAGGACCUCCGGCCCCUCUUCGAGGAGUUCGGCAAGAUCUACGAGCUCACUGUGCUGAAGGACCGCUUCACGGGCAUGCACAAAGGCUGUGCCUUCCUCACCUACUGUGCCAGAGAGUCGGCCCUGAAAGCCCAGAAUGCAUUGCACGAGCAGAAGACCCUGCCAGGGAUGAACAGACCAAUCCAGGUGAAGCCAGCAGACAGUGAGAGUCGAGGAGAAGACAGAAAGCUCUUUGUGGGCAUGCUCAACAAGCAACAGUCUGAAGAUGAUGUGCGGCGUCUUUUCGAGUCCUUCGGCAGCAUCGAGGAAUGCACCAUCCUCAGAGGUCCCGAUGGAAACAGCAAAGGCUGUGCAUUUGUAAAAUACUCCUCUCAUGCUGAAGCUCAGGCAGCCAUCAGUGCACUACACGGCAGCCAGACAAUGCCUGUGGGUGGAUGGGUGGGUGCACAGGGGGCCUCAUCCAGUCUGGUGGUAAAGUUCGCCGACACGGAUAAGGAGCGUACCAUACGCCGCAUGCAGCAGAUGGCUGGUCAGAUGGGCAUCUUCAACCCUAUGGCCCUGCAGUUUGGAGCCUACGGAGCCUACGCUCAGGUGCAGCAGCAGGCGGCGCUGAUGGCGUCUGUAGGCCAGGGAGGCUACCUCAGUCCAAUGGCGGCCUUUGCUGCUGCCCAAAUGCAGCACAUGGCCACCAUCAAUGGCCUCCCAGGAGCACCGCUGACCCCAACAUCAGGUGGCAGUACCCCUCCAGGCAUCAGCGCUCCCACAGUGACCAGCAUCCCCUCCCCCAUCAGUGUAAAUGGUUUUACUGGCAUGCCGCCCCCCCAGGCAAAUGGGCAGCCUCCUGCAGAGGCUGUCUUCACCAACGGGAUACACCAUUACCCUGUGUUGCAGGAGGUGGUUUUUAGGGAGGACUCGGAGAAAAACGGCUUGGGCGUGGCUCCGCGGAGUUGUUUUGGGGUUCAGGGUGGCUGCUUCCUCUCCUCUCUCUCUGAAGCUCAAAGUCCCACUGCAGCUGAUCCUCUCCAGCAGGCUUACACAGGAGUCCAGCAGUAUGCAGCAGCCUACCCCGCUGCAUACGGCCAGAUCAGCCAAGCCUUCCCCCACCCUCCACCCAUCAUUCCACAGCAGCAACGAGAAGGACCAGAGGGUUGCAACCUGUUCAUCUACCACCUCCCUCAGGAGUUUGGGGAUGGAGAGCUGAUGCAGAUGUUCCUGCCUUUCGGUAAUGUCAUCUCCUCCAAAGUGUUUGUGGAUCGGGCGACAAACCAAAGUAAAUGCUUUGGGUUUGUGAGCUUCGACAACCCAGGUAGUGCCCAAGCUGCCAUCCAAUCAAUGAACGGCUUCCAGAUCGGCAUGAAAAGACUCAAGGUGCAGCUGAAGAGGCCAAAGGACGCCAACCGCCCCUAUUAGCCCCCGCCCCAGCCAGCCGCCGCCACCCUGGCGGCCGGGGCAGCCGUCGCACACAGGGAAAGACAGGCUAUGUCGUUCAUUCACCACUGAUGACUUCAUUCAAGGGCAACUUAUCACCCACUCACAAACUAACUGAACCAUACCAGACGGUGUCCUGAGGCAAAUCACUACAGGAAGAAUAGUGCAAUCUCAUAUGAAUGUGUCACAAAAUAUGUGGCACCAUUACUUUGGAUAUAUAAAAACAUUUUCAGAGAAAACAUGUCUUUUUGAUUCCCUUUUCUUUUUGCCUGAGAUUGACAGUUAUUACAGUGUCUGAAAUUUCAACUGAUAAACAAGCAUACUGCCAUUUUUGCACUUGCAUUCCCAGUUUUACUAUUAUUAUAUCCAAAUAUAAUAAUAAUGCACUAUUAUGGUACAGCGUUGUCAGACUGACAAGCCCAUAUUCAGACAGCAAGCUGGAGUACUACUUAACUUCUAAUGACACAUGAGGGUUAAGGUGUGACUUGAUUAAAAUCCCUUCAUCAUUUCAAAACCAGGAUUAAACAGUUUGAUUUGAAUAAAAAACAAAACUUAAUUGUUUAUCACAUAUGAGAUUACAACAGCGUCACUGCCAGGGAGCUAAAUUAAUUCACCGCAGGAUGAGCACUGAUUUGUUUUCAAAAUUGUCUCAGCAAAAUUAUCUUUGUUUAUCCAUAUCAGAAUUUAGAGUCUUCGUGCUGGCAAAGAUGCUUUAGAGAGGCAGCUGUCCUGUAAAUAUGUUCCUCUGCUCCAUCUGCAUGUAAAUACAGCAAGUAUCAACAGUAAAGGACACAUAAGGAAUGAUAUUAUGUCAACUUUUAACAAAAAUAUCUAAAUUAAAAACAAAUAUUUACAUUAACAUUAAUUAGUUUUCUAAUGCAAUGUAGAAAUGUUGUCUCUUAUGUAAUACAUGUUUGUUUAAGCCCAGAUGGACUAGCUACCAUUGAAUUGUCUUAUAGAGAUCCAAGUAAAUAAAUAAAUAAACAAAAAACUAGACAUACAAUUAGAGCAAAUCAUUUUUGGAUACUUACAGCUCCUUUAAACACACAACUACCAAUAUCAAGUGUAAUUUUAGUGAAAACUUAGCCAACUACAAACUAACAAGACUAAGAGUCUACAGCCAUGCUAGCAGCUCUGUGAGGUUGUACUUAG
Messenger RNA from Siniperca chuatsi (mandarin fish), 3229 nucleotides. It is a transcript of the gene celf4, whose product is annotated as CUGBP, Elav-like family member 4. Gene Ontology annotation, biological process: regulation of alternative mRNA splicing, via spliceosome; mRNA splice site recognition. The transcript is spliced from 14 exons. Gene Ontology annotation, molecular function: mRNA binding. The coding region runs from base 458 to 2059 and encodes 533 amino acids. Gene Ontology annotation, cellular component: nucleus; cytoplasm; ribonucleoprotein complex. NCBI's taxonomy places the organism in Eukaryota, Metazoa, Chordata, Actinopteri, Centrarchiformes, Sinipercidae. The record is from RefSeq and is a predicted model, not a curated record.